Messenger RNA from Hibiscus syriacus, 2216 nucleotides. Its product is annotated as probable ubiquitin-conjugating enzyme E2 26. The record is from RefSeq and is a predicted model, not a curated record. Lineage: Eukaryota; Viridiplantae; Streptophyta; Magnoliopsida; Malvales; Malvaceae. Gene Ontology annotation, molecular function: ubiquitin conjugating enzyme activity. The coding region runs from base 30 to 2078 and encodes 682 amino acids. The transcript is spliced from 8 exons.
GAACAGAUCACUUGCGUUCUAUUUAAGUAAUGUCGUCUAUGAAGCCGCUGCCACCGUCGCCGUUGACUCUGCACGCUUAUCAUGACACGCGAAAUUCCAAGAAACGAUUGAUUCCCUCUACUCCGAAUUCCAGUUUCUUAAUGGACCCGGAACUGAUCGAGAUCCCUCCUCCGGUUCCGAGCUCUUUCAAGUCUAGCAAGAAAAAACCGGUUGUUAUCCAUGAAGUAAUUGAUGUUGAUAACGAUGGAGAUUCAAGUGAUGUAAUGAUCCUUGAUGAGAUGGUUGGUGUAAGGAACAAAGGGAAGGCAGUAAAAGGUAGCUCUGGCGUUUCUAGUGCUAUUCAAGCUGAGGACUUUGUGGUUAAGCCUUUUGGUUUGAUAAACAAGGUUGAACCUUCUAAGCAUUCUACCCAAGGAUCACACAAUGCAUAUAACCUCGAUGGGAAUUUGGCCUAUGAUGAUGAUUUCCUUGAUAACUAUCACAUUAGUGAGUUUUGGGAUGUUGACGAGUAUGCCAUAUUGCAAGCACCUUUUGAUAAUUUUGAUAUUCCUGCUGGAGUAGAGGCUUCCGUCCCUUGGUUUCCUGACUUUUUAGAGAGCCAAAAGAUUACUAAUCAUGAGAACACUCAAUCAAGUGUUAAUGGGAAUGACCAAUCUCAUUCGACUUGGUUUUCAGAGCCUGCUCAUGUGAACAAGAAGCCAGCUUUAGUUAGUAGUUUAAGUUUCCGGACCCCAGUGGAUUCUAUAAGUCCUCCUGGAGGAGCAGGUGUUCCUUCAACAUUUUUAUUCCCACAAGGUUCACUAAGUAAGAAGCCAGCUACUUCACAACAUAAAUUGAUUAGCCAGAAUCUUCCAGGUUGGGAUUCAUUCCAGUCUUACCAGGUCAGUGGUUCAACUGCCGGUAGUGACGGGGGUCACUCUGAUUCAAUGAUGCUGCCUCAUGCAGUUAAUCCAACUUAUUGGGAUCACUUUGGUUCUGCUGCAAAGAAGCAUAUUAGUGCCGGUAGUUUUAUGCCUAUAGAGGCAUUUACUCACACUGUGGUUACUGACCCAUCCAUGUCUUUGUGGCCACCCUCUAUGAAACCAAAAUAUAAUCUCAAUAAGCAUAACGUCUAUUCGAGUUUUUCUGAUCCAGUAUAUGGUGCUUAUAUUACUCCUCAAGAAGUGGCAGAUAUCAGAAACCAGAGAAAUGUAAAUGAAGCAGAUAUUCUCAGUAAGUUCCAACAUUUUAAACAAUUUGAUACUGUUGAAGAUUUUUCGGAUCAUCACUAUGCUGCCAGUGGAUCUUCAACAAAGCAGCCUCCGAAGAACUGGGCAAAGAAGAUUCAGGAGGAGUGGAGAAUACUUGAGAAGGAUUUGCCAGAUACUAUUUUUGUUAGGGUGUAUGAAUCAAGAAUGGAUCUCUUAAGGGCUGUAAUUAUAGGAGCAGAGGGAACUCCUUACCAUGAUGGUCUCUUCUUCUUUGAUGUUUUCUUCCCUGCUAGCUAUCCUAAAGGCCCACCACAUGUUUACUACCACUCUGGUGGACUCAGACUGAAUCCAAAUUUGUAUGGUUGUGGAAAAGUAUGUCUUAGUCUCCUGAACACGUGGUCUGGUGAUAAGAAUGAGAAGUGGAUACCUGGUAUGUCUACAAUGCUCCAAGUUCUGGUAUCUAUUCAGGCUCUAAUCUUGAAUCAGGAUCCGUACUUUAACGAGCCUGGUUGGGCUCAUCAUAGAGGCACACAACAAGGUGAAUUAUUGUCCCAACAAUACAAUGAGGAUACAUUCAUUUUGUCACUGAAGACAAUGGUCUAUUCAAUGAGGAGGCCUCCAAAGCAUUUUGAAAACUUCGUUGUAGGCCAUUUCUAUCGUCGUGGUCAAAAUAUUCUUGUGGCAUGUAAAGCAUAUAUGGAUGGUGCUCAGGUAGGCUGCCUGGCAGAAGGUGGCAUUCAAGAUGUCGAUGAAGGCAACAAGAGCUGCUCAAAGAAGUUCAGGGACUCUGUUGCUGGAUGUGUAAGUAUUAUCGUGAAAGAAUUUACUGUACUCGGAGUAAAUGACUGUGAGAAAUUCCUUACUGUCCCCAAAAGUCGAAAUAGCUGAGUCUGCAAGGUUUCAGUAUUGUGAACUACUUUUUAAAAUUAAAAUUUUGAAACUCGAGUAAAACAGUUUCAUUUAUAGAUAUGCAUAGUAUUAGUUUAACUCGAGUUCAUAGCAAGUAAUUUAGAAUUUAAUUGAGCA